Messenger RNA from Fundulus heteroclitus (mummichog), 9728 nucleotides. It is a transcript of the gene jade2, whose product is annotated as jade family PHD finger 2. The transcript is spliced from 10 exons. Gene Ontology annotation, biological process: regulation of transcription by RNA polymerase II. The coding region runs from base 2983 to 5214 and encodes 743 amino acids. NCBI's taxonomy places the organism in Eukaryota, Metazoa, Chordata, Actinopteri, Cyprinodontiformes, Fundulidae. The record is from RefSeq and is a predicted model, not a curated record. Gene Ontology annotation, cellular component: histone acetyltransferase complex.
UCUAAGAAACCUUCAUAAAUGCAGUAGUUUUCACAAUUAUUCAAAUCAAGGCGAUGCUUUAUUUAUGAUUUGCCACAUCACACCUAUGUUUUACAUUUUACCCAUCAGUAUUUCACUCUUUGACUUAUUGACUUAAAAAUAAUCGAAUUUUAUUACCCAGUUGGUCUGGAAAUAUUUUUAUUUCAAGUUUAGCUGUAGCUGGGCUUCUUUAAAAAGGCCUAAAAUACCAAACAAAGCAAUAAAACUACUUUUUAUUUUUUUUUAUUUAUUUAUUAGCAAUUUAACAAAAAAAAUUAAGAUACUGCUUUCAAAAACUGUUUUAAAAUACAGUUUUAAAACAGUUUAAUAGGUCUAAGUUAGUCCAGAUGCCACAUAAAUAGGGAAAUUGGCCUAGUUUCAUUAAUAAUGGUGGAUGCUAUAUUUAAAAAACUGUUUACUAAGCAGGUUUAAUGUUGACAUUUUAUACUCAUAUGUCCAGAAUGCUAAAGAAAUAAGAUAUGGGAAUUUAAUAGAAACCUAAGUAAACCUUUCAGUCUAAUGCUGCUCAUAUUUCUUUAUAUUUUGUGGAUCUGACAAUACCUUCAUUUCUAAAAUGUGAGAUAAUCCUGCCUUUUACAACUUUUACACUUCGCUGUGGAGACAAAUCAAGAACUUCACACAAUCUAAAUAUACAGUUUCCAGCAAGUGCUAGAAACUGUAUAUUUAGAGAUACAGUGAGCUUAUAGGUGAAAUAAAACAUCAUCAGAAUGGUAAAUGUUUUCAGUUAAUCAGUUCAGAAGGGAAACUCGUACAUUAUACUGAUUUAUUAAACAGAGAGCGAAAUAUUUCAAGCCUUUUUUUCAUCUAAUUUUGAUGAUUAUGGCUUUGCUGAUGCUCCUUUUCAUUGAACGACUGCAUCAGUGCAGCGUGGCUCUUUAUCCUCCUUUGUGUAAUAAAUCUACAGUAUAUGAUGCACGAGUUUCACCUUUUUAAUUGAAAUUACCUGAAUAAACUACAUUUUUGAUGGUAUUCUAAUUUAUAGUGAUGACAUUUUUAAAAAAAACUCUAUUAAAAUGAGAUUUGGUCUUCUGAAACCUGCUGUAAAUUAAACUUUAGCUGUUGGAUCUUUUCAUGUUCACCCCCGACUCUUGAUUUUCACCUCCUUCCCUUUAUAUUUUCUGCAGUUUUCGUUGCCCUCUCUCAUAUUUUGCUGCACUCUUCAAUUGGCGCGGCGAUGACGGCUGACCCCGAGCAUCUCCACCAUUUUAUAUUCCAUAUCAGAUCACCGCCUUGCAGAUAAAGCGGAGCAAUUGUGUUUACGAAUCCCCGCAGGGCAUCCAGGCCUUAUUUCUAGUCCACAUCCUCCUUACAUCAUCCUUCAGCGAGUUGUUUCUCAUAACCUUCAACAAAAUGCCAAACAAACAGAACGAGACGUUUCACCGGUUCAGCUGGAGGGCGCUUUAAGAUCCAUGUACAAUAAUAAAGUAGAUAGAAAAGCUCAUGAAAUUAAGUAAAACCUUUUGCAUGAAUGUUGUGGUGGAAAAAUGAAGGAAGGACAGGUUUUUGUAGGUUUACGUUGUAAGCAUAGGACAUAAAUUACACUGCUCUUGUAAUAUAAUGUUGUUUGCAACGACUCACAGAGAGAGCAUGUAAAGGCAGAAAUGUGCUUGAAGUGCACACAAAGUCCACAACAGAGACUCUGCACAAACGCACAAACAACCACAAGACGUUGUUCAAAUUGUUCACAGAGCCAUCUAAGGAGAAAGAAGAUGCUGCUUUUGCAAGCCUCUUUUAUUUACUACCACAAUGCUAAAUUUUCUUUUGGAAAAAGCUAAUCCCAUGCUAAAGCUGAAGUAAAACUGAUGUAGACAAUAUAAAAACCUCAUAUCUGUCAACCUGUACCAUGAGAAAUUAGCUGCUUUCCAACUAAGUGUCUAUUUUUGAAUUAUUUGUACACACUUUACGACUCUAUAAUGAACUCCGGCAUCUUUUCAUGGACUAUAUCAUUUUCAUAUGCUAAAGUUUCUGAUACUGCAGUGCUACGAAAUUCUAAUCAGGCAUUUUAGAAACUAAAACUUGUACUAUCUGCUACCUCAAGUUGACGUCUGUGAUUUAUGUUGACAUGGACCUGGGAAUACUUUACCACUAAUUACGUUCCCGUUUACUUCUCUGCCCACUAUAAAGGGAACUUGGUAUGAGUGAGUAAAGUUAUAAAUUAACAUUUCCGACACAGGAUAUCUACAACUCAGGCAGCGCACGAAUCCUGCUGGCAAGAAGAUGCUCAAGAAAGAGUAAAUAAAGUUAGAUAUUUAUUUUUUAAGAUGGGAAGAGAUUGAAAGAUAUAAAUAAUAGAUGGAGGCACCGGAUGCGCUGCUCCACUUAAAAAACCUCCCAGCUGAGUGUUGAACCCUUCAGAUAAAUCAAUAAAUAAUCCACAGCCACAGACCUUUUCCUUCAAUGCUGCUUGGGACUCCAGUGAGACCAGCCCUUCAAAAGCACCAUUGAUUUGUAUAUAUUCCAUUAAUAGGAAGGUCCUGCAGAAAUAUACACAAUAUACGUGUCUUAUCGCGAACAUUUCAGGCAUACCAUAUAGAGAAGCUGGUAUGUCUGAUAUCUCCAGAUGGCAUCCUAAUGAUUGACUUUAUUAAAUCCAGCAUCUAAGCAGGAAGGCCGCAUUGCUGUAAUGGUAACCUGUAUUUGGAUGACCUUGAACUAUGUGGAGUAUUUUUGUGUCGUUGCGUGGGUCUGUGGAUGUGUGUUUGUGGGUGGGUGAGCGUGCGUGUUUGUGUUGAGUGGGGGCGUAUAUGAGCACGUUUGUCACCUGGAGGUGGGCAACUGUAACUGUGGCGAGAACGGUAGAAGGCCUGCGACCCUUCUUGGCAGCCAAGAGCCGCAAAGGACCUUGGGAAGGCCGCAGCAGUCCCAGGCUGACAGACACAAGGCAGCGCCCCAGGGCAGCUAUGGAUCCCGCACAGAGCCUUACCGGAGUUGGACGAGCUGACGAUGGAGUGCGUUCUCGUUGAGCUGGAGAGCGUGUGCGAGGAAAAGAUGCAGCAGGCCAUCGAGACGGAGGAAGGCCUGGGCAUAGAGUACGAUGAGGACGUGGUGUGCGACGUGUGCCGCUCGCCAGAGGGAGAGGACGGCAACGAGAUGGUCUUCUGUGACAAGUGCAAUGUCUGCGUUCAUCAGGCUUGUUACGGCAUCCUGAAGGUACCGCAGGGCAACUGGCUGUGUCGGACCUGCGCUCUGGGCGUUCAGCCAAAGUGUCUGCUUUGCCCCAAAAGAGGGGGGGCCCUGAAGCCCACCCGCAGUGGAACCAAGUGGGUCCAUGUCAGCUGUGCCUUAUGGAUCCCUGAGGUGAGUAUAGGCUGCCCGGAGAAGAUGGAGCCCAUCACCAAGGUGUCCCACAUCCCCGCCAGCCGCUGGGCUCUGUCCUGCAGCCUGUGUCGAGAGCACACGGGAACCUGCAUCCAGUGCUCCAUGCCCUCCUGUAUCGUGGCCUUCCAUGUGACGUGCGCCUUCGACCACGGCCUGGAGAUGAAGACCAUCCUGGCCGAAAACGACGAGGUGCGCUUCAAGUCCUUCUGCCUGGAGCACAGCUCCACUACCGCCAACAGCGCGCCCAGCGUGGCCAACGUAAACCACACGGUCACUCCGAGCACCAACGGAGCGGCCAGACCCGACUGGGCUCCCGGCUCUGAACUGCGGCCAGAGCUGCACCACGAGCUAAACGUCUGCGGCGACCCGGAGCAAAGCAGAGUAUCUCACCCAGUCUCGGUGUCGGUGUCGGCGUCCGAGAGAGCCGAGCGCGACCAGCUGGAGAGAGAGAAGGUGAGCCAGAGGAAGCAGAAGCUCCAGGAGCUGGAGGAUGAGUUUUACAGACUGGUGGACCCCAGCGACGUCGCUCAAAACCUCGGGCUGCCGCUCUUACAGGUGGAUUUCUUAUAUCAGUUCUGGAAGUUAAAGAGGAAGGGAAACUUCAAUCAGCCUCUGGUCACUUUAAAAAGAGACGAGGUGGACAACCUGGCCCAGCAGGAGCAGGACGUCCUCUACAGACGACUCAAACUCUUCACACACCUCCGCCAGGACCUGGAGAGGGUGCGUAACUUGUGCUACAUGGUGACACGGAGGGAAAAAAUGAAGCACACCCUCUGCGACCUCCAGGAGAAGAUCUUCCACCUGCAGAUCCAGCUGCUAGAAGAAGAAACGGCAGGAGAGAAAACCCAGAAGGCAGAAAAGAGGAAGCAAAACGGAGUGAAGGAUAAAAGAAAAGAGAGAAGGAAGCAUAGUACGGGCAAGAAAAAGGAGAGAUGGAAGUCAGAGAACGGCUCCCUGCUGAAAGAGCUAGGCUUGUCAAAGUCAUUUCCGUUAGAAAACUCUUUGUUCGACAGCUGGCUGGCCAAGUCAGUUCAGAUCACGGCUGAUGACAUGCUAAGCCAGUGGGCUCUGGGCGGCCAGCAUGACGACAAAAGCAGCAGUCUGCUAUCUGACCAGCUACUGCAGGGCGAGGAAAGCCUCCUGAACCUUAUGAUGGAGAACUCUAUGCAGUCUGCCUGGAAAACACCUCAGCUGGGCCGCAAACCCAGGGGGAGCAACAGACCCCGUUCCCGAGGACAAACGACCGCGAGCACCCAGCCCCUUUUCGGAACAGCUGCCUCUGCCACCAGCAGCCUCUCUACAGCAAAGGGCCUCUGGGAAAAGUCCAGCCAUAUAGGCCGGCGAGGGGAAAAGCCAAGAAGCUCCUCCAAGACCGUGCACCACCAUGUUCAUCACCACCAGACCAGGAGCUCUGACCUGUACGGUGACCCACCGCCACAGCCGCCCAUCUCCAAAAUGGAUUCCUGCCACAUCUCCGAGGAGCGUGGCCCCUGGGACAGCGUCCACAUGGGAAACGGUGUUGGGUCUGGUUUUACAGCGAGCUCUUCUCCACUUCCAGCCUCCAGUCCUGGAAUCACAGUGCCUGACGCUGGGGUGAUCCUCCGAGGCGGGGGUCCACGGUCCCGCAAUGCCCGUCAGGGUAAAUCAAGAGUGAGGGGAGGCGUUGGGGACCUGGACUCCAUGGACCUGCCGCUCACAGGGAAGGGCACGUCCUUGCUGGAUGCUGCUGACACUGAUGGGUACUUCUCUGAUGGCGAGAGCGAUUUGGAUACGCGCUCUGGUGGGCGUAAACUUCGGCUGCCGCGGUUGCAUUCUGCAAACGAGGAUCUACUGAGGAGGAGCGUACUGGCGUCCUAAACAACUCAGACUCAAAUAGUCACACAAAGGAAGACAUCAACGCGGACUGAUGGCUGACCAGCCUUGUUAAACCAAAUCUGUCAUAUCCAUCAGUGGUGACUUGUUUCCAGCUCUUACUCUGCGUUGUUUUUCGGGAGGGAGGGGGGGGAUCUGAAUGUAGCUGUAUGCUUAUCAUACAGUAAAGCUUCUCCACUGGACCACAGUUCGUCGUUAGCUGAUCAUACAGUACUCUCAACAGAUAGGAAACAAACAUAACCAUUCGUCUUUUGUAUAUUUCCGUUUAAUUUCGUUUCGGAGCGCUUCAGCACCCAGUUCCGGCCUCAUGUCUGUGGCAUGCUUCAGACUUGGGAACAAACACUUUGGGGCAUUAUUGUUCUUAUUACUCACAAUGGCUUCAGGGUAUGCUUUAUUCUUGGUCUUUACGGUCCAAGCUGCAUCCAAUGAGUCCUUGUUUUCUUGAAUAUGUUCAGUCAAAAGACAAUUUCAUACCAGAGUUGGCAUGAAUAUGUGCAGAGGGCGGCACAGGACAGCAUGUACUCAGCCUUGAAAAGCACAACUAACCAGUCACAUGAGCUGUCAUGGAAGCACUUGAGUGUAUAAUAGAUGCUCAUUCAGGGCUGGGGUCGAUUUUAUUCCUGUUGACUCAGAUGCAGAAUCCUAUCAAAUUUAUAAUUUUCUUACUGAGCAAAGAUUGACCCCAACCCUGCCGUUGUGUCAGACUGUCACAGAGACACAAACACACACAUAUACACUCAGAAACAACUAUAACGAUAUCUCUUUGCUUACAUCUUAGCGUUGUAUAGAUAUUUGAUCUGAUCUUUCCUCACUGCUGUCCAAAUCAAUUUUUAUCCCCGCUAAAUCUUUGGAAAAAAUAUCAUUGCAGAAACUUUGUGCCUUCCGUCACUUCCCGUGACCUCCCCAGAAAACAAUCAAUGAGUUAAUCAAUCAGUCGUCUCGCAAUCUAAAUUCGUAACAAUCAAAGCAAAACAAAAUCCCACUAGAUCGGUUGCCAUGUGUAGCCAUUGGGUGUCUUGUCACCUUAAUAAUUGAAUAGUGCCUAAAAACAAAUUUAAAUACGUGCGUUUGCCUUUUUUUUUUUUUUAACCAAUGCAUCUGCAGCACUUUGCAAAGCAGAGCCACACAGCACCAUGAGUGCUGCCUACUCCUAUGAGCCCCCCUUGAAUGCAUCACUGCAGCAGAGAGCCAUUAAAAACAAGUGCUUGGCCAAGUUACACUAUGUUCUAGCUUUGUGGACUCCUGCAAGAUAUCUGUUGCUCACGGUUGAUCCGCUGGGAUAAAAACAGCUUUUCAGAUUUCACUCUGUGCUCCUUCAAGCCUCUGUUCUCUUUUUAUACCCAAAUAAGUUGGGUGUUGUAAUUUAAAAACUCCAGACAUAGUCUAUAUUAUGGACUUGGGAGGUCAGCAUCAUUGAUUUUCAGUCGAGAUGCUCCGAUCAGAUAUUUUGGCUGAUGCCUGAGUGAGGUCCCAUUUUUGCAAAGCAGCUAAAACUGCUGAUGCAGAUUUUAGACGACUCCUGUUUAUUUCAUAUGUAUGAAAAGCUAUAAGAACAGCAUUCAAAAAUAUUUUAAGUCUUCCUGGCAAGAGCAGUUAUUUGUAUUCUGUGUAUGAAAAAGUCACCGUAGAACAGGCUUGUACUAAUAUUUUAUAACAAAGAAAAUGAUCACGUUUAAAAUAUUAGAGAUUAGCAUCCAUAAUGAUUGACGAUAGAAAAUGGUUCAAGUCCUCUUCAUUCAGUUACAGCCUCCACACUGAAGAUUGUUGCUGUUAGCACUCAAGUGUGGUCUGUCGUGGGCACAGCUAACCAAAAAGUUAGCUUCACUUACAAAAAUACUAGCUUACCACCGCUAAAUAAAUAAGGAAAUUAGCAGAAGCUAAUCGACGGUGGUCUUCAGACAAAAGAUGCUCCACACGCGCAGUGCUGCAAGUUUGAGGGAAAAGCUGCUUUAUUUAAGGAUGAAUUAUUUUAAAAUGUAAACUGUCAAUCGCUCAGAUAAAUGCUGCUCUGGGGAACAUAUCCUGUUGCAUCAUCUUCUGUUUUUAUCAUGUACAUGCAUAGUAAGCCAAUAACGUACCUUCAUUUGGCUGCUGCUUCAUCUUGUCAACGUUGUUAUCAGACUUAAUAGUUAUCAGAACUUAUAAUAGUGGAAACUAAUUGAUCCGUUAACAGUUUACAAACGUAGCGAGAAUGCUAAUCUUCUGAACGAAAAGUUAGUUCCACUAUUAGCCGCUUGCGGAUUAGCGGGACUGUGCCCAUGACUCAGUUUGGUGCAUUCACCGCCUAAAAAAAAAAAUCAGAUUUCGUGUCUCUGGCAGGCCAGCCAUCAUUAAUUGUUAAAAUCUCUGAUUUAGACAUUUCUAAUUUUCUCAUUUCAAAGCAUAAACUGGUUACUUCAGGCCAUUAUGUGUAUCUAUGCACUUAGUCAUGUCUGGUGCCGGCCUGACUUGACCAAGCUCUUGUCGCUAACGGCUCUUCUGCAUGCACGCCACACCUAAAACAAAUGAAGGCAAAGCAAGAAUCAGCGCCCAGCUCUCCUGAGUUCCCAAACCGAGCCGUUUCAUUUUAGAGCAAAUCUACAGAUCUUUUGUCACUAUCCAAGAGAGUUGUAUUUUGUACUCAAGAAGCAGUUUGUGGUAUUCUCAGGGGUUAAAGAAAAACUUUUAAAAAGAAUACAAGAUUUAAAAAAAAAGAUGUAUGUAAAAUUAUAUAUAAUACAUAUAUAUCUAUGUAAAGUGAGGAGUGUUUGAUAAGAAACUUUGUUUGGCAAGUGUCAUAGUAUGAUUUCCAACACCACUACUACUGAGCAAGUGUCUUCUCUGAGUGUGACCAUCAGGCCUGGGCUCAGCAGUUCUAAGGAUUUAUGUUUAUUAGCCGAUACACACAGGUCAUUAGCAGCUGAGUGGUCAAACACAGCGUGAAAUCUCUUUUUACUCUCAUCCCGCUCCUUUCAACCCAAACCGUGGAGAAAUAAAGCAAAACUAUUGAUCUGUAAGAGCUGCUCGACCCAGGCCUGACACACAGCCUUUAAGUAGAGAUAAAUGUCCAUCCUGCUCUGUUUUUGUUUCUCGUUCCUCUGUACAGACGCGAUCUAACUGGUGUUCAACAAUGACCAUGCCAAAGAACAGAUCUUUGUAUCACGGCAGCAUAUUUUGCAUCUUGUCUACACAAACACACAUACAUGCACUCUGUCUCUGGAUUGCAAGGUAAAGUGAGUUUGAUAAGGUGCCGGACGGCUCAGCCGGUGACGUCCAGGUCAGCGAAGGUUUAUUCCAGCUUAGUUACAGGCGCACCGCUGUGGUGUUGUGUUACAACACACUUUACCGGGAUUAUCCCUGAUCUACAUUCACAGGAACUGAUACAGCCAACUGCUGGCGAUGGUCACUUAACACACACAAAUUUAGUCAAAACAGCCAAAUGCUGCUUUAAAAUGAACAUUCAACACGGCUCCUGCAACAACAAAUGCACGGGAUCACACAAGCUGGUGUAACAGGGUCAUAAAGUAACAGAUGAAUAGUUUUGUAUGGAUAUGUGGUCAUGACUUUACUCAGAGAGAAACGCCCUCUAACGACAGAGUUUUAUGACAAGUGAUGGCACUGUGUCCUUUUUGUUCUUCAGGGGUAACCGUCGUAGGCGAUUUACAUGCUUGUGCUGAGUUGUGAAAAAAAAAAAGAAAAAAGAAAAUCCUUAAGCAAGUUCUGAAUUUGUACCAUAAGCCUGGAGGAUUCUGGACUUCCACGUCGGCUAUUACAAAUGAUCAUUACGACACAGACGCGCAACAGCAACAACUAGAAAAACAUGUUUUUUGGAAGUGAGGAUUUGGUGGAGUAGCAUUACAGUCUACGGGAUCGUCCUCGGGGUGUUUGUCACCGUUCAUGAGUCGCCAAGACUGAUAAAUGUAAUCUUGGUUUCAAUACUCAAAAGUAGCCUGAUGUUGUAGACAGUGGUAUUAGAUAAGGCCUGACAUGUACGGCCUAAACAUGUAGUAGCAAACGCUGAGGCUGCACAGUACGAACAUUGAAGUAGAACAUCGGUUCAAGGAAUUUCACUUUUAAAAAUUAAAAUCUGAAACCAAUACACUGAUUUUUAUUUUUUUUCCAUCCAUUGUUGCUGUGCAGCCUUAGCAGACAAAAACUGGUUUAUUAUUCUGUAUUUACAGUGUGGCUUCAAUGCCCUCUCCUUCCGCUUCGUAGAGACUGUAGACUUGACUUUUUGCAGGUUUUUGUUUUUAUCAGUACCCACUAGAAUACAGCUUCAGUGUCCUCUGUGUGGUAUGCUGGUGUGGGGCGCCGGCCCAAAGCCCUAAACAUGCCCCGGUUGAUCUUUGAGUUUUGCAACUCCGGCAGGUCAAAUUUCCACAUGAUGAGAGAUCUGGAUUUCAGGUCCUCCAGCUUCAGAAUCAGAAUCAGACAUACUUUAAUAAUCCCAGGGGAAAAUUGUUUCUUUGUGGGUUAGUUCUGUAAACUCAGCUGUGAUGUGGGAAGCCUGAUCCAUUAAA